Molecule: messenger RNA, 7933 nt
Organism: Porites evermanni
Lineage: Eukaryota; Metazoa; Cnidaria; Anthozoa; Scleractinia; Poritidae
Source: the annotation of a GenBank genome assembly
AUGGAUAACUUGAAUUACUCAAACACAAGCAACGCAAAAGGCACUAACAACUCAGGGGACGACUGUUCUCUUGAAGCCGCUCAUGGCAUUAGCCUCCUCACAAGUAACUUGCUGGUGUGUAUAAUAGGCUCACUUGGCAACUUACUGGUGUGUGUGGCUGUUGGAACAAAUCCUCGUCUUCGGCGAAGCUCGAAUUUCCUUUUGUUCAGCUUAGCGAUCGCUGAUUUGAUUGUCACCAUGGUAUGCGAGCCAAUUUUUGUCGCCGUUCUUGUCAAGAAAACAUUUUUCAACGACUGCGCACUGAGCAUUGAAGUCCCCUACCUUGCGUUGUCAAGACUCUCUUGCACUGCCUCCGUUGCACACAUGGCUGCUAUCAGUGUUGAUCGUUUUAUCGCCGUUGUAUUCCCUCUACGCCACAGAUAUGUCAUGGGGAACCACGCAGUAACGAGUAUGUUGGUAAUGUCUUGGACGCUGCCAAUUUCAGUUCUCCUCAUAGAUCGAUUCGUUCCAGAGUCUUUCCCCAAGGGAUUCCUAGCUCUGGGCAUGUUCACUUUAUUUUACCUUACCAUAUUUAUGUCCUACUCCCUCAUUGUGAUCGCGUUGCUUAAAAACAGAAAGAAGAGAAACAAAUUACGAGCUCGAUCUCAAACUGGCGAAGACAAUUUCCGUGUUGAGGUUCGCGUAGCGUUCACACUGGCAAUUGUCAUUUCGGUAUUCACUGCCUGCUGGAUCCCGUUUUUCUUCUUCUUUACGGCAACUGGUAAACUUUCUUUGAAGCGUUAUGGCUCUGCACACAUGUGGAUCAGGACAUUGGCGCUGUCCAAUUCUGCAAUGAACUUCCUCAUUUAUGGACUAAGGCUUGAAAGCUUUCGCGAAAGCUUCGUUUCAAUUCUCCGAACGGUUUUUAAAAAGUUCACUGCAUUGUGCAAGCGGAAAAAAUUUCCCACACAGUUGGAUACCGUGUACAGUAAGCGACAUUACCUAAAAAAAAACAGUCAUGUCAGAGGCCCUUUUUCACCAACAGUGGCUCACCAAACACUUAUCAAGCACGCUUAGACAUGGACUACGAGUGUAUAUCUAGUUAAAGGGGCUGUGUCACGGCAGUCCAGUUCAUUUUGUUUAAUUUUGCCAAUUACUCGCCCUCUAUCGCUAUGGAACUUAAAGUAAGCAAAGAAAUUACAUGUAAAUGACAAAAUCAGAGAUCCGAGACAAACAAAUAUGUCUCCUGAGCAUUAUUUUUUAAGUUGCAAGCAGCAGAGAUCAACUUUGAACAACUGUUAGGCUGAACAGUUUUCAAAAAUCCUGAUUUCAAUCCGUUUCAAUCUUCUUCAGUUUUUCCCAUCCGUGGCAUCUGUUGUUUCUGUUAUGUUAUUUUAACGUUCCUUUAAAGUCUUAAGCGGUUAUUUUUAUGUUUCUCUUAAUUUAACGGGCAUUUUGUAAUUUCCUAAUUUGGCUGAAUUUUGUGACACAGCUCCUUUAAUAAAGAGAAGAUGGUAAGGAAUACUACCAUAUACGUCUUCUAAAUGUCUCAAAGAGAAUCCGUUAUAGACAGGUAGUUUCGAGAUGACAUUGAGUUAAAGCAGGAGCCUACAACUUGGUUAUGCGGUCCUGGUCAAAGUCGCUCAAUAAUUAACCAAAACUCUCUUUACGCUACAUGAAACAGUUACCAUUUUCUACGUUAGUUAACUAUGUACAAGGUAUUCCUUUCUGAUCUAGAGGGGAAUAUAGGAGGGUUGCAUACAACAUCUUAGCUGAGCAGCCUCGGCUAGGCUGAUAAAUAAAGAUGGCCGCUUUUAAAUUGCAGAUUUAUUCAUCAUUUUACCUGACGUCUCAAUCCGCUCAGUGCGACCAUCUUUCACAUUAAGUUAGGUAUUUAGAUAGGUGUAGCUUGAACAUAAGAGGCAGAAUGGCCGAAUGAUCAGCUCGUUGGACUGGCAAUCCAGCGGGCCCGGGCCUCAGUGGAGUCUCGCCUUGGCCACUUGCUGGAUUUGUUCUCGGUCGUCCCGAGUUUAAAUCCUCGGCCAUGCCAAGUCCUAAAUAGGAAACUAGUUGCCUCCUGCCAAUUGAGUUUUUUGAUCCGGUUAUGCGUUAUCACGAAGAUCAACGAUCGUCGUCUUCGUCUAUUCUGCGAAUGCUUGGCAAUCUCCAAAAAUAGGAACAUUUGACAAUUUCCUGAGUAUUCUCAGGAAUUCCCGAGAUUUUUCAGAAAUUCAUUUAACCGUUACCACGCAAGUCUUGCAAAAACUAGCACAUUGAAGCUUGCAAGGCUUGGACUGAACUUCUGCUAUUUCUAAGCUUAACUAUUUACAGAUAAUAACACUACAAUAGAGGACAAAAUAAAAUACAACGUUACCCGCAGCGGUACACGCUCGCCUGGUGCGAGACCAAUCUCGUCAUUACUACAGUAUUCGUAUUUUGUUGUUCCCGUAGGGCGAAGGAUUAAACCUUUUUGGCAGCAGAUUAUACUCAAAGAAAGAAAAUCGCCGUUGUACUUACAUUUUCUAGUCGCAAAACACAUAUUUGAUAGCGGAUGCCUGACCUCGAUUUGCACGGAUCCGUUCCUCCAAAGCCUCAGUCGCUGACGAUACAUAUACCUGAUAAACAUUUUGUUUAGUGAUGAAAACAAAGUAUAGGUGUCCGCAGAGUUGACAUAUAAGGGUUUAAAGCAUCAUAUAGAGUAGUCAAGACCGGUUACUACUUUCAAGACCGUCUCCUGCAGUACACUCUGUUUACGGCCGCCAAAAAUCAGUUUUAAAAACAACAAUGGGGCGCUUUGUCAUGGUUUCGCCACGUGAUCCCGGGGCGCAAAGUACUUUUCUAUCGCGCGCGAGGGUCGUGUGUGUUUAAAGACUAUGUACUACUGUAGGUAAAAUAGCGAAUUAUAUAAUAGUCUCACUAUAGUGUGCAAUGUGUGUUAUGAUUUUAAGUUAUUUGGAUAAAAAGUCGACGGACAUAGGACUUUAUAAGACUCCAAAUAAAGUAUUGUCUUGUCUUGUCUUGUCUAAAGUACUUCAGUGCGACACUUUUGUUGGAAAACUUAUGAAAGGAAGAUGACGGUAUACGGCAGAAUUUCAGUUUUAGCCCUGGUUUUCAUGCAAUAAAAAAAAAGAGGUGAGUUAGCUUGCAAUUGCAACUUCUAUUUAUUAUUCAGCUCAAGGCUUAUUUUAGAUAACUCCCUGUUCAUAUAGUAUCCGAUUGCGGGACUUCUACAAGGUUAACUGCGGAUUUGUGUCAAAAUUUGAUAAUAAAGGGUGUAAAUUAUAUAAUUUCAGAAUUUGUUUUUCGUUCAAAAUGUUUGAAUUAAAUAAUGCUAACAGCUGCAUGUCCACUUAAGGGCCUGUUUACAUGGAAGUGGGGGACCCCAGGUAGGUGAGGUAACCCGCCUGUGCAUACAAUCUCUCAUUUUAAUGUGAUGACGUUUACAUGUUAGGUGGGGUAACCCGCCACAUGUUACCUCACCUACCUGGGGUCCCCCACCUUCAUGUAAACAGGCCCUUGGAAUAAUGUGCUUUGAACCGAUACAGGUCGAUGAUGACUUGUUGAUCUUUCAUUAUUCACACUUCCACGUUACGUUGUGAACUGAUCGAUAGGGUAUAUGCGUGCAUUUGGGAGAAUAACUGUUUGUUUGAAAUUUAAUUCCGAAAAAUAUCAGGUCCACACUGAUUAUAUGAUUGUAACAACUUAUUUUUCAAAAUAAUUUAAUUUAAAAUAUACGUAAAGGUCGAUAUAGAUUGAUUUAACAAGGUACUGAGUCGGACACGACAAGGGUUUAAACAUUAACUUGGGUUUAAUUAAUAUAUCAACGAAAGACACACUGCAAAGUGAAGGGCGUAACGAUUUCAGAAAUUGGAUGUUUGAUUUAUGCGCGAACUUCUUCAGAUUGUCUUUUUUAAAAAUUACUUUAUUUAAUUUGUAUUUACGCAAGAGCAAAUAUGGCUCUUGAUUCACAUUACUCUCGAGAACUGUUAGGAAUCCACGAAAAAGUUGAAAUUCUGGUAGAUGCGCUCUUAGAUGAUUUAUUUUACAAUUUCAUAGAGGGUCUUCAUAAUGUCACAGGAUUUGGCAACAGUUCUCAAGAAAUCCUGACCAAGUUUUCCCUUUACUUGUCUUUAGCUGUUCUUUACUUCUACAAAAAAAGUAGUUUCACGUUAUUUUCAUCCAAGGGGUAGNUGCGUGGGGGGGGCAGGCUGGUGUUUUUUUUUGGUGGGGGGUGGCGUUUUUUUUUUGUCUUUUUUAACCAUUAUAUCAAAUUUUUUUUUUUUUUUUUACGUAAACAGAAUGUUUUGCUAGAACCCCGGUGGAUAACAGAGGGGGGGGGGGGGGGAGGCGCACCGCUGCAUUCUCCCCCCAUGAAAAAAGAAUUUAAAAAAAACACACGAAAUAAUUACCCCUUCAUUUGCCUAAGCUUUGUUGUUAGAAACUAAGGUAAAGUUUAAAUUACAUCACACGAGGAUAAGAACUUAAGAAUAUCAACAUUUGUAAAAUCAAAAGAGAAUGAUCUCUUGGCAAACUUUAUUUAGCUUCUAGUACAUGAAGAGAUGCUCGAACUACGAGAUUUGACCAUGCCACUCAAUCAUCCAACGCAACUCUGCCAGGAUAAGUUCACAAUCAAGAAUGAAGAAUUAAGAAUCUCAAUCAUCAUUUCUUGUCGUAUUAAAGGUGUUAAGAAGUAAAACCGUAAACAACUCUGACAACUCUUCUACUCGACCACAGCCACCACACUUUUUUAAUAACACGGAGAAUUAAUUUUGGGCCUUUCACUUGAAAAUAUAAACUCUGUUACAUACGUAUUGGAGGGUUGGCCCUUCUUUUAGUCUUGUGGGUCUUCCAAACAGAAACAUAGUUUGAUAGACUGCAUCUAGAGAGAUGAAGUGAGGGCAUCGGAACAACGACUGUUUACGAUCAAUGUUCACUGGUCUCGUUCUUAGCGUAGCAAACCGCAUGUAAUGACAAACGCAAGACCAGAAGAAAGGAAAACGUAAGCUCCACAUUACCGCGGAAAAAAAUUGGUUGUCGCAAAGAAACCAAUGACCAACAGGACCAAAAGCGAAUUCACUUCACACUCUCGAAUCGCUGCGAAGACCAAAUUCUUCUUGUUGUUCCCAGCCUGUUCCGCGCAAGCUCGCUUCAGUUCUCGAAUGAUUGACAGAUUUCUUAACUGGGGCGAUCAUGGAAAGCCGAAAAGCGGCAAGAUCAAAGGUUGUUGCCUGCCCUCCCUGUUUUCAUCCAUACGAUUGUUUUAAACUGUUUUCAUCUGCUCAUUUUCUACUUUGACUCUUAUCUCUCUUCAGAAGUUGCUGACUAUCCGAUAAUCGAAUUGAAAUUCAUUAUCUUCGGGCCCUUUAAAUUUCAGGAAUUAAUGCAGGUCUUCUUCACUUCUUUGCAUAGAUAGCUCUAAUAGACAUUGUUGUAUGCGUGAAGCAUAUUUCAAAACUGAUAACGUUAUUAUGACGUCAUGACACGUCAUGAGCUGCGGUCACGUCAUCAUGCCACUGCAGGUGUACGAGGCUGAUGACGUACGACAAAGCUGCUCCAUUUCACUGCGACGGCGAUAAUAGCUUUCGCGUUAUAGCCUCCCAAGAUCAGAAACAAAACAAAACAAAAAAAAAAAAACAACGACAACAACGGUUGAUGUCCUUUUUUUAGGAUGGGAUAGGGAACGUUUUACGGCACAAGUGGCAAAAGCUGAGGGUGUGGUAACUUCGCAGCUGUACUUAGGGCAAAGCGAAGAAGGGGCGGGCCCGGCUUCAUGCCCCGGCAGGGGUACGAGGGGGAUGAGGUACAACAAAGAUGCUCCAUUUUACUGCGACGGCGAUAAAAGAUUUCGCGUUAUAGCGCCCCAAAAGCAAAAAAAAAACAAAAAAAAAAAAAAAAAAACAACGACAACAACGGUUGAUGUCCUUUUUUUUAGGAUGGGAUAGGGAACGUUUUACGGCACAGAUGGCAAAAGCUGAGGGUGUGGUAACGUCGCAGCUGUACUUAGGGCAAAGCGAAGAACGAAGGCCAGGUCAUUAUAAUCGUUGCCAUUUACACGAACUCUAUAUGAUAUCGCCAAUUUAGAGGAGAACUUGAAGGGCUCUAUAUAUUCAGCCAAAACAAUACCUUCGACCCCUUCUUUUUUUUUAAAUGUGGAGAUCGCUAAUUCGACUGGGAAGUAAUUUAUCCAGCAGAGGGAACUGCUUGAACCACCUAAGUUUUGAGUACGAACUGCUGCAGUCUAGAGUCAAAGCACAGAAGGAACGGGUCUUUGAAACAGUUGCGUGACCAAAUGCCUCUUUGUUUCAUGAUUCCAUGGAAUCGAGCUGUUAAACAUUCAAACAUUCUAUAAAUAGACUAUAUAUGCGACUUACAAAUUAAAAUAGAAAAUCAUGCAUUCAUCUCCCUCUCACUUUAUAUUAUAUUAGCUCUUCAUAUUCAAAUAGCUACGUGUAUUUCUAGCGAAAAGACGCACUGGAGACUCUAUUUUUAGCUUUUUGGGCCGGGGUAGUGAUUUCAUCAUAAAGGCAGCAUUACGUAACUAAGGACUGGUCCUCCCAGUUGUGGCGUUUUAACAUUGACAACCGCUAAAGAAAAAAGUUUAAAAAUUUUCAGUUCAGGUUCAAGAAACACGGCCGGUGAAAGAUUAACGGUUGAUAAACGAAGACUUGCAUCCCUUUCACUGAACAAUUGCACUGCUUUAGGUCAGUCACAACACUCACAGUGCUCAAGUUGACGCAUGCACGUUCUUGGUUUUGCCUCAAAACUUUGUAUUGGUUGACGUAAACAGUUGUUUAGAACUUAAUAUCCUUUUCAUCUCAAGGUCACAAGCUUGCAUAUAAAAACGAAAUUUAAGUUAAAGUUUUUAAUUUGCUCCAUAGCUUUUCUGCGCCCGUUAUAUCAACUUCGUUUAAUUCUGUUGAAAUCGAGGUACCUUAACUUCUUCCGUUUACUGAACAAAGGAUAGAAAAGCCUUACUGAUUAUCUUGUUGUGUAUCAUAUCGUAUUAUAUAUCAUAUCAGACCCUGAAGCAAGCACAGAGAUGAACGUCUAUUUGGUAAACAAAAGUUAUCUCAGUACCAACCUCUCGGAAAAUGAUUGUUCGCUUCCUUUUGCUCAUGGUGUUAGUCUCAUCGCAGUGAAUGCUACGGUGGGUUUGUUUGGAACUCUUGGCAAUUUGCUGGUUUGUGUAGCUGUUGCUUCAAAUCCUUGUCUUCGACGUAGCUCCAACUUCCUCCUUGUCAGCUUAGCUAUAGCUGAUUUAAUCGUCACCAUGGUAUGCGAACCUCUCUUCCUGGUGAUCCUCGUCGAUAGGACCAAUUAUAACAGCUGCGCGUGGAAAGUAGAGUUUGUCUUCGCUUUACUCUCCAAUCUCUCGGCUUCUGUGUCCGUCUCUCAUAUGGCCGCAAUCAGCAUUGAUCGCCUUCUCGCUGUUAUCUAUCCCCUACGCCACAAAAGUAUUAUGGAGACCUUCGGAUUGAAGGCUCUUUUAAUCAUCAGCUGGACUUCAGUCGCUGCGAUUUUUGCUUUGGUCCAAGGAAUACCAGAUGUGUCAGUCACAGUUAGAUUACGAAUCAAUUUGGUAGCAUUCACACUAUGCUAUACCAUUGUACUCAUAUCAUACACUGCGAUUGUGAUAUCUCUAGUCAGACAACGAAAACUGAGAAACCAACUCAGAAAUGGAUCUUCUAAUAACCCAACCCCUCGCCGCAUGGAACUGCGCGUGACCUUCACCCUCGCGAUUGUCAUCAUCGUCUUUACAGCUUGCUGGUUUCCACUGUUUGCUAUCUUUGCUGCAGCCGGUAAAUUACUCGUCAAGUUGUAUGGUACUGUGCAUAUGUGGGUGAGGAGUGUCGCUCUUUCAAAUUCCGCCAUGAACUUUCUUAUUUAUGGGUCAAGGAUGAGAAAUUUUAGUGACGCUUACACCACCAUUUUUCGGAAAGCUUUCGGUUUUGUU